AUGGAUUACUCAAAAGUCAACGUUAUUGGUCGUUGUGAAGAUUUUUUGCCAUCUAAAAAAUUGAGUGAGUUAGAAGUUAAUAAUAUUUACACAAUCAGUGAUGUCAAGUCUGUUAAAGCAAAUUAUGGAAACACUAUCAUUGUAUCAAUUGACAAUGAGUUCUCUGUAUUUUUACCUAGCAGAGUUGCAAAAAUUUUGCUUGAUGAUCCAAAACUACUCGAAGACAUGAUCAAAAAUGCAAAAGAAAAUCACCUGGGACUGAACUAUCUUGGUGGAAAAUAUAAUCAAUUUGAAUUUGUGGGAAUUUAA
This is a messenger RNA of Cotesia congregata, 309 nucleotides long. The record is from the annotation of a GenBank genome assembly. NCBI's taxonomy places the organism in Eukaryota, Metazoa, Arthropoda, Insecta, Hymenoptera, Braconidae.